This is a messenger RNA of Camponotus floridanus (Florida carpenter ant), 1549 nucleotides long. RefSeq names its product tRNA:m(4)X modification enzyme TRM13 homolog. The transcript has 6 exons. The record is from RefSeq and is a predicted model, not a curated record. Gene Ontology annotation, biological process: tRNA methylation. Bases 111 to 1334 code for a protein of 407 amino acids. NCBI's taxonomy places the organism in Eukaryota, Metazoa, Arthropoda, Insecta, Hymenoptera, Formicidae.
UAUUUACAUGUCGCUCUACAAUGUCGAAGGCUACAUUAAAUCCUAUAUAUAUAAUCUGUGGAAAUUAAAUUUUCUCGAGUAAGGAAUAUCCAGACCUUUGUUAGAUAAAGAUGGCAAACGGUAGCCACUGCAUGUACUUCGUCAAACGGAAAAAACGUUUCUGUCGCAUGACGGUGGGCGAGGGCAAAAAUUAUUGCGGCGAGCAUCAGCAGAACAUCGACGACUCCGAUACCGAUGACAGGAGGAUCAAUUGUCCGCUGGAUCCUACGCACACGUGCUACCAGUCGAAGCUGACGAAGCAUCUGGGCGUGUGCAACGCCAAGCGAAGGUUGGAUGCGCAACCUGCGUUUAUAGUCAAGGGUAUCAACUUGGACGAAGAGACCAUAGUGGCGCCACCGCAUGUACCCUUGUCUCAACUCGAUGAAUCUGUGUUGGAAACGGUGAUAAGGAAGAUCCACUCUGCCUAUGAUAAGCUACCAGAAUUUUCUCAAGCGAUACUGCAGCACGAUGUGCUGAAAGACAAAUUGAAAGACGAGACCUGCGGCAAUAACGUUAGGAAACACUUGCUCCAAAACGCAUCUCUACUUGGACAUUUGGAGCAAGCUGGUCUCGUGCAGGACGACACCUGUUUCAUUGAAUUUGGAGCGGGAAAAGCUUUAUUAACAUACUGGCUGGGGCAGAUCAUAAAAGACAAGUCAAACUCUUGCAUCUUACUAGUCGACCGUUCGAGUCAUCGGCACAAAAGUGACAAUAAACUUAAAAAGGAGGAAAGUCAGCUCGUAAUAAAAAGAGUGCGCGCCGAUAUCGCUGAUCUUCGACUAAAUCAGGUGGAAAUCCAGCCGAUCAAAUACAAAGUCGGGAUCGCGAAACAUCUCUGUGGCACGGCCACGGAUUUGGCGAUACGUUGCUUGGCGAAGUCGAUAAACGAUGAGCCCAAGGUCGAUGUUCGCGGUUUAGUUCUCGCAUUCUGCUGCCAUCACAAAUGCGAAUAUUCGUCUUACGUGGGCAGAGAAUACCUGCGACAGUGCGACUUCACCGCAAAUGAGUUCUCGGUUCUAUGCGGCAUAGUUAGUUGGGCGACAUGUGGUCCCCGUUUAAAAAGCAACGUUAAACCGCAACAUGACUCCACCGUCCGGCAAGAGGACCAGGACAACAUCAGCUGGUUCUCAAAAUUAGACGAACGCGAGCUUAUCGGACGCAAGGCUAAGGCGCUCCUGAAUUGGGGUCGUUUGUCAUUUCUGCAAAGUAUCGGAUUUCAGGCCGAGCUAUUUUAUUACAUUUCCAGACAAGUUUCGCCAGAAAAUAUGUGUAUUGUAGCUACUAGAAAAUCAUGAUCAUUGUGACCGCAACAUUCAUCGUGAACUACUACUGUCACCAUCUAUCUUUGGUGGCGGCUAUUUCAUCUGUCACGAUCGCAACCUCGAUCGAUGGAAUAGGCUAUAAACUUACCGACCUAUGACACGGGCCUCGGAGCAGUACGCAAGUCGUAAAUAACUUCCCCCACUAAACGAGAUGCCCCGCCCAAUACGAGCGAACUAACGCUAUUCAA